CGCGCUGGGCUGCCAGGGCCUUCAGUGUGUGAGCCGGCAAUGGCGGGCGCUCUCUCGCUGUCUGGCGUGCUGGGGCUGCUACUUGUGUCUGCGCUGCCCGGGGUGCUUGCAUACCGUGCCAGCCCCGACUUCCGGGCACACCCAGGGAACCCAGCCCAGGUCGGCUCUGGGGCCACAGAAGCCCGGCGGCGGUCGCCGCCCAAGGACCAGCGUGAGAGGGCCCGGACUGGGGCGCUGCCUUUGGGGGCGCUGUACACUGCGGCCGUCGUGGCUUUUGUGCUGUACAAGUGUUUGCAGCAGGGGAAAGAUGAGGCCGCAGUUCUCCAAGAGGAGGCAGGCAAGAAGCAAUCGUUGCAGUUAGAGCAACAGCUGGCUCAGUUGACACAACAAGUGGCUCAGACAGAGCAGCACCUGAACAAUCUGAUGGCCCAGCUGGACCCCCUCUUUGAGCGUGUGACUACACUGGCUGGAGCCCAUCAGGAGCUUCUGAACAUGAAGCUAUGGACCAUCCACCAGCUGCUCCAAGAUAACAAGCCAGACAAUGGCAUGGAGGUUCCAGAACCAGAAGCCAGCAUACCCUUUCCUGAGGACUUACGUCUAGAGGACAAGGAGGAGCCUGUAAACUGGCGCACAGAGACAUGGAACUUAAACACUUCUUGGGAGGUAGAGCAGGGGCUAAGGAGAAGGUGCAGCAGGGCUGCAGCAAAAGGCCCCAAUCACAGCCCCAGCUGGGAAGGAGGGACAACAGCUGAGGGUUUAGUAAAACAAAGUCUGUUGUGACUGGG
Molecule: messenger RNA, 785 nt
Organism: Lemur catta (Ring-tailed lemur)
Lineage: Eukaryota; Metazoa; Chordata; Mammalia; Primates; Lemuridae
Gene: CCDC107
Product: coiled-coil domain containing 107
Exons: 6
Coding region: 40-780 (246 amino acids)
Source: RefSeq, a predicted model, not a curated record